AGGGAGCAGCAAUUGACCGUAUACUCGGUGAAAUAGUUCACAGUGAAUCCAUCACAACUCCAAUUGAUUAUGUUCUCUGCAUGGGGCAUUUUUUUGGAAAGGAUGAGGAUGUGUACCGAUUUUUUGAGCCAGACCUUCCUUGUGAUGCAAUGGGAGUUCCAAGAACCAAGUUAGGUGAUGCAAUGAUGGCAGGAGCAGAACAUGGGGGUGUGAUAAAGAAUUCAUCAAACAAGACUAAGCCAACAUCGAUCUCUAAAAAAGCAACACAAAACAACCCAUCAGGGGAUGGACGAUGCCAGCCCCUCGAAAAUGCUUCAUGGAAUGUGUUGGAUCUCAAGAAGGAGAAUUACUUCUCAUGUGCAGUUGGCCAGACUCGUACAGAUGCUCGAUAUUGCAUGAAGACCUCAGGUGAUGUCGUGAAAUUCCUAAUUGACCUGGCUGCAGCAUCAAUCCCAUAAACACCGACUCUAUAUCAAGGGAUGAAUUAGUCUAGGCUUCUUAAUCAUUCUCUUCUUCCUCCGCGUUAUCGACCAUCAAAUCUCUCUAGGGUGUUUGCUUUGUGAAGUUUAGCUUAUAGACUUGACAACAAUGUUUGAACGUAUAAUCUCGAACUAAUGCAGUGAUAUAUGUUUCAUAUAUGUAAAUUUACAGCACUUCUUUAAAAAAACGGAUGUAAAAUGAAAAUAGAUAUCUAAUAUGCAUUACUUUAAUA
Cuscuta epithymum is the source of this 712-nucleotide messenger RNA. The record is from the annotation of a GenBank genome assembly. Lineage: Eukaryota; Viridiplantae; Streptophyta; Magnoliopsida; Solanales; Convolvulaceae.